UUGAAACGUUACGGUUAUCUUCGGUUCUCAAGAGCGCGUCUCCCAAACGACAUUCAAUCUGAACUAACUCAACUCAACUCGGACUAGUUAGAGUAGUUAGAACGUGGCGGCAAACAUAAGAAUUCCUAUUCAGUUACAACAAAAAGUUUACAUUGUUUGAAAACUAAUUAAAAUUUUGCCUAGUCAUGUACCAAAGCGUAAUGAAAUAAAAAGAGAGGAAAACAAACUCCAACGUUAUAAAAAAUUCAACAGCUACAAAAAAAGGGCAAACCAAUUUCAAAAGCAAAAUGCUGAAAAUCUGCAUUUUUACAUUUGUAAUUGUGGCAGCAGCAGCGGCAGCGGCAGCAACAACUACAAUUGCGACAGCAACGGCAGCAACAACAAAGUCAGAAAGUCAAACCAUAACAAAUGACUUGGCAACCAGCAGCAGCAGCAGCAGCCACGCCUAUCAGCCCACCCCAACAGCCAACGCCCUUGCCUCGUCGCUGGUGGUCACAGAAGCCUCAAGCGAAAUGAAGCAUAACCAGACAACGAUGAAAAUUUCAACGGAAAUGCAAAAGGAGUCAGCGGAUGCGGAUGAAGGGAAUGAUGGCGAUGGUAGCUCUACCUCAACUUCAACCUCAACAGCCACGCCCACCACAACGGCCACAACCAGCACAACAACAACAGCGGCAACAACAAGAGCUACGGCAACAACAUCAUCAUCAUCAUCAUCAUCAUUGAAGUUAAUGACAACAACAUUGCCAUCCUCCACGCCAUCUCCACCUCUGAGUAGCAUUAAGGAUGCACUGCAGCGUCUCAAAUUGAGCGAAAUGCCAGCACCAGCAACCACAACAACAACAAUAGCAAUAACAACAACAACAACUGCAACCGAAGAACCUGAUGAAUUCACUUCCCCAUUGAAUAUACAAAUGCAAGCAGCUGCCUCAUAUCAAGUGGCCGAAACCCUAGCCGAUCUCAAUGAGGAAGAGCGUGCCCGGUACGAUGCCAUGUUGGCCCAACAGCCCACAGCAAGCAAAUUGAAUAUUGUGGAUUUAUAUCCGCUUAAAAUCGAAGAUAUGCAACCCAUAAUAGAAACCGAUAACGAGGAGUUGCUGCGACAGCGUACUAUAUUCACGCAACCCGAGAAUCUAGAAGAUUUUCGUCAGAAUCUUAUGCCAAACGAAGUGGAAAUGAUGCUGGGCAAUGAAGAUGUCGAUAAGCUGCUGCUAGUGAAAGAUAAAUUGACAACUAUGCCAAAUGAUUUUGCUGGCAAACUUUUGGCAGAUCAAGAUGAUUUAAUAACUGAAAUUGAGAAUAAAUUUCAAUUGCAUGAAACGACCACCGUCAGCUCCAGCUCCAGCUCCAGCACCACCGCGAAACCAGCCUCAUCGACUCUGUCGCCUCUACUGCUGCAACCUGGCGAUACUUUCAUAGACCGUCGUGUUAAGAAAAGUUUUGAAUUUCCCCUACAGCAUCGUGCUAGCGAUGUGAUGGCCAUGCCCCAUGUCGAUUUCGCCAAUACGAAGUUUCAAACAGACUCCAUGGACUCAAUGGGUGAUAAUGGAAAGGCAAAUGGGGGUGGUGGUGGCAAUGGUGGCGCCGCCAUGGCUGCGGCUACACAUCCGGAAUUUAGCACCACCAAAUUUUACAACAGCAAAGAGCUGUACAACGAAAUGUUACUUCAUAAUAAGCGCAAAAUGAUGAAAGAAACUAAGACAACGCCCACAGCUGGCAGCAUUAUAAAGUCAUCCUCAACUACAUCAUCGUCGGAGGCCACAACUUUGAGUUCGGCAGAGUUGAAAACAAGUCAACCAGCCACAAAGUUGUCCGUAGAACGUGUGACCUUAACUCCUGCAAUGGAAAGUUUUUCGCCCACAAUGGGAACAGCUACAACAACAACAACAUCGACAUCAUCAUCGACAACAACAACAAGUACGUUGAAACCAAGAAAAUAUCAAAAGGAGCUUAAGAGAGCCAAAUUAUUGCUCAAGGCUUUGACACCGCCCAAGCUCGACAACAAACUGGAAGUGGUGUCUGCCACCAAAGUCAAAAUAACAACAUUGUCCUCGUCGACAACAACACCAGCAGCAGGAACAACAACAACAACAACAGCAGCAUCACCACCGUCAGCAGCAUUGGAGUCUCACCACUUGGCCACUAUGGACACAGCUAAUCCUACAAAAGCGGCCUCAAAGCCAAUUGCCCGGCCGCGUAUUUUAAGUCGCCUACAGGAGAAAAUCAAUUCACUUGAAUGUGAGAUACAAACGGUUCCACAGGAUUCGCAUCUGUGGCGUGGCAAUGAAACCCAUGAAUUGCUCCUGCCCAUUGUGACUACAGAACAUUGUAAACCAGAUGAACAUUGUAUACCAAAUGUACUCACCUGGCGAGGUGAGGCUGAAAUCCAAUCGGGAGACAUUCUAAUUGUUGAGAUCAAUGAUGCCAUGUUGAAUCCGAGCCAUGAGCCCAACAAUACAAGCAGUGCCGUACAUGCCACACAGGUCUAUCAGGUAACACGCUCUGGCCACGAGCAUUGCGACGUUACCGAGGGCGUCCUACUCGAUAUAACUCCGCUGGUGGUCGAUGGCCGGAAACUGGUUACGUUGUACGAUAAGGACCUCACCGAGGGAGUUAACUUGCUAAUUGUGGUGUCCGAGCUGUGGGGAACACAAUGUGUCCGCCUAAAGGUGACCACGAAAACCGACAAUUGUGGCGAGAACGCCGAUUGCUCCGGCAAGGGAGUUUGCUACUCAAAUGGCAACAUGGAGGAGUAUGAGUGCCAAUGCUGCAGCGGUUUUGCGGGCCCGCAUUGUGAGGAGAUCGAUGCCUGUAAUCCCAGUCCAUGUACGAACAAUGGCAUCUGUGUUGACCUCUCGCAGGGCCAUGAGGGCAAUUCAUAUCAGUGCCUAUGUCCAUAUGGGUAUGCGGGUAAAAACUGUCAAUAUGAAUCGGAUCCCUGCAAUCCUGCUGAAUGCAUGAAUGGUGGUAGCUGUGUGGGCAAUUCAACGCAUUUUCGCUGCGACUGUACGCCCGGCUUCACAGGACCUCUCUGCCAGCAUAGUCUCAACGAGUGCGAAUCAUCGCCAUGUGUGCAUGGCAUUUGUGUGGAUCAGGAGGACGGAUUCCGAUGCUUUUGUCAGCCAGGUUUCGCCGGUGAAUUGUGCAACUUUGAGUAUAAUGAAUGCGAAUCGAAUCCAUGUCAAAAUGCCGGUGAAUGCAUCGAUCACAUUGGCAGCUACGAAUGCCGGUGCACCAAGGGCUACACGGGCAAUCGUUGCCAAAUAAAGGUUGAUUUCUGCGCCAACAAGCCGUGCCCCGAAGGACAUCGGUGUAUUGAUCAUGGAAAUGAUUUCAGCUGCGAAUGCCCAGGAGGUCGCAAUGGACCGGAUUGUAAUCAAAUGCCACGAACGUAUUUUCAGCAAUGCAAUGUGAAUCCUUGCACCCAUGGCGGCACUUGUUGGUCCAGCGGCGAUAGCUUCUACUGCGCCUGUCGUCCCGGCUAUACAGGAACUAUGUGCGAAGAUGAGUUUGUGGUAGAGACUGUCGUUAGCUCCAGUGAAUUUAUUGUCGACGAUGCCAACGCUAGAAAUUUUAAUGACAAAACUUUUGGUUCAUCGGUUGUGCUUAAGAGUCCCAUUGAAUUGCAUAAUGCAUAUUUUGCGGCUGGAGUUUUGGCGGCCGCCAUUUUCAUCGUUGCCAUUGUGGUCACCAUCUGUCACUGCAAGGUCAAUCAGACGUAUCGAAAAUUCUCCGCACGUUCCACAUCGUUUAUACCCAUUUUGGGCUUCAGUCGACGACCCAAAAUGCAAGGCAAACUCAAUAAACAUUGGCUAAGUGGCAAAGGGCUGAAUGGUCCGGCGGCGGAAAAUGCAACGGGAGCAGCACAAGCACAGGGCAAUGGCAGGAAUGGCUGUGGCUCCACCUCCACCUCCACCUCCUCGUCGGCGACACAGUCAACGCGUCACUUGCCCUGUCAGCCAAAUAAUGGCUCAAGUUCGCAGACACAGACCACGCUGGGUGGCCAAUUGCAAGAGCGUCCGCCAUUCCAACGCCAUUUGGCCAUGAAUCUCGAGAAUGACAUGUAUUACACUGUGGACUUUAGUGAGAAUUCGCAGCACUCGCCGUUAAUACAGUGAGACUUGGUUCACCCCGGAGCUGUAGCGGAUGGAUGUGGAUACAACAACACUGAGGCAACUGAAGCUGUUGUUGGCACUGGUAGCGAUGGUGGCUGGUUAGUUAAAUUUACGCCCGUAGCGGAAGGGCGGAGGGAGUGCUUGGAACUGGCACUGCAGUCGACUGCAGAGAGAAUCUAAGGCAAAUGUGUAGUAAGCUCACCACACUUGUGAGUAUGUAAUUAUUUUCCAUGCUACUACUCGUUCGAAUAUUUCAAAUAUGUGAACAGUAUUGAUAAUAAUAACUAAAGCAUAAACUUAUUAUGGGAUGAUGGGUUUAGGUUGAUGUCAAAAUUAACUUUAACUUUAUGAUUAUAUACUAAUACAAUACUAAUAUUUAUGAUUAAUAUUGUCAUAAUAGGCUUACCCACAAACUUGUUUAUCAAGGUUUAUUUGAGCUAAGCACACACAUCCACAAAACCCAUAUGUACACACACACACCCAUAAACACACAAACACACUUGAAGGUUUUGUAUGUAUGCAAAGUAUAAUGUGUGCAAAUGAUUAUGUUUGACUAUAAAAUACAGACAAAAUGAGGCUAAAAUGCAUUAAAACUCUUUAUGCCAGACACAGAAGGCCAUUUCGACCAUGAU
Drosophila willistoni is the source of this 4744-nucleotide messenger RNA. RefSeq lists its product as uncharacterized. Gene Ontology annotation, molecular function: Notch binding; calcium ion binding. The record is from RefSeq and is a predicted model, not a curated record. Gene Ontology annotation, biological process: Notch signaling pathway; establishment or maintenance of epithelial cell apical/basal polarity; heterophilic cell-cell adhesion. Gene Ontology annotation, cellular component: protein-containing complex; plasma membrane. NCBI's taxonomy places the organism in Eukaryota, Metazoa, Arthropoda, Insecta, Diptera, Drosophilidae. Bases 288 to 4115 code for a protein of 1275 amino acids. The transcript is spliced from 12 exons.